UGCGGGGGUGGGGCUUCCCCGGACGGGAUCGCCAUUCGGCCACGGGUGGGAUGAUGGAAUGAUGCCAUGCCGGGACCCCAUAGCGUGGCAUUCAAACGACCGCCAUUAUUUGUCAUCCGUAUUGUCACCUUCGUAAUGCUUACUCAUGAGGACAUCACGUCGAUGAAGCUAUUCGGACACCAUAUUUGACUUCAACUUGCCCCUAAAAUAUUCCUCAAUUACUGCCUCCAAUUCACACCAAAGUUCACGCAGUAGAUACUUUGAAACUCAAUUUAGAAACCAACACCGACCAUUCUGCUCACCUCACCCACCAUCUGCUCACCUCGAACCCAUUGAACCCGAGACUCUAGACGCCCAAAUCAAACAACAACAACAACAACAACAUGCCCUCUCAGAAACCAACCUACAAAUCCCCCCUAGAAGGCUACGAAAAUGCCCCUCCCCUCCCCACCGAAAAGGCCGAAGACGGCAAGAGCCUCCUCAACAACCAAACCGGCGUGCUCAGCAGCGCCUAUGAAAAGUUUCCCGAGCCUCUAGAUAACGGGCGACGAGGUGCCUUUGACGUCCACAUCUACCACCUCCCCAACCACCCCGCCCAAGCCCGCUACGCCUCCGAGCUGCACUCUCGCAUCAGACACGAGUUCCCCGAGUUACGGAUCUACACCUUUUGGAGCAAACCCGUCGGUCCUCACCCGAUCGGCAUGUUCGAAGUGAACAUUUUUACGCCGGCGCAGCUUGGUGCCUUUGUGGGCUGGUUGGCGGUUUGGAGAGGACCGUUGAGUGUGUUGAUUCAUCCGAAUACGACGGAGAAGACCCUAAGUGAGGGGGGAGAGAUCAGUGAGGCGGAGAAGGAGGCGAGGAAUCAUACGGAUAAGGCAAUUUGGAUGGGGAAGAAGGUGUUGCUGAAUACGGAUAUGUUUUGGGAGGUCAUGGAUCGCUGAGAGUUAUCUCUGGUUCGGGGAUUCACAUUUGGAAGUAGGGACAUGAGGAGGACCUGGACCCUGGGUAGAGAACGGUUGGGUACCUACCUAAGGUACCUACCUAUAUGGUAGGGCGUGAUGAAAUAAGAUACCUUACCUACCGGAAGUUUUUGGGCUGGAGACGAAAGCGUCAUUGGGAGGGAAAUGUUUCGGAAGGAUGACAGAAGCCCUGAUUCGACCACUCAUUGUCUGCGAUCAAUAUCGUGUCACUGAGUGAAUGAAACUGGUUGGUGAUCAGGUUUUUCCAAAAUCCCAACAACUCCAUCCUAAUCCUCUCAUACCCUACAGGCGUUCUCCUUUCUAGACAAGCACUGUUUAUUAGAUACUGUCCCUAAAUAAAUUUAUAACGAGACAAACAAUCUCUUCGCCUG
Neurospora hispaniola is the source of this 1351-nucleotide messenger RNA. Its product is annotated as DOPA-like domain-containing protein. Bases 384 to 941 code for a protein of 185 amino acids. The transcript has 2 exons. Lineage: Eukaryota; Fungi; Ascomycota; Sordariomycetes; Sordariales; Sordariaceae. The record is from RefSeq and is a predicted model, not a curated record.